AUGAAACAUUUUGGAGUGACUCAGUUACAUAAAAAUCUGGAUUCGGAAGGUUUAUACAAGUUUGUCAACUAUGCAGGAUUUGACAGUGAUAAUUUUGAUGGUUUUGGUAUCAAACCGCCAUCGGAAGAAUGGCUUAAAAUGAUGCAAAAAAUGAGUGGUGGAGAUGCCGUCGAAGUUUUCCAAGGUGGGUAUCGCGAGAUUGGAACUGCAGAUGGACAGCGAUGGGCCCCGGCUCUUGCAAAGAGUGACAACUCGGUGUUUUUGAUCUCAAAUUACAAGGUUGAAGGUGAAUCGGAUCCAAGGAGGAAGGACUUUGAAGAUGACUGGAUGAAAGCAUCUGGAGCCCAGUUCAUAAUUGAUAAUGCGCCAAAGUCUCUAGGCCUAGGAAGUAUCGGGAUUUACCGGCGCUUUACUUUGCGCAAAAAUUUCUCGUACGUCCUGCGGGCCGAACUUACAGCUACGGGUUCAGAUCUCACUGAAGCGUGGGACUUUGUUGGAAAAGUUCGUGCUCAAAGUAGUCCUGACUUAAUCACAGAAGUGAAUACAUCUCUUUAUAAGAUCAUGCCAGAAACUAUUCUGUUCAGAUGUGUAUAA
Anneissia japonica is the source of this 594-nucleotide messenger RNA. RefSeq lists its product as uncharacterized. The transcript is spliced from 4 exons. NCBI's taxonomy places the organism in Eukaryota, Metazoa, Echinodermata, Crinoidea, Comatulida, Comatulidae. The record is from RefSeq and is a predicted model, not a curated record. The coding region runs from base 1 to 594 and encodes 197 amino acids.